Messenger RNA from Scutellospora calospora, 2081 nucleotides. NCBI's taxonomy places the organism in Eukaryota, Fungi, Glomeromycota, Glomeromycetes, Diversisporales, Gigasporaceae. The record is from the annotation of a GenBank genome assembly.
GAAUAAGAAUUGUCGCAUCCGGUGGUGUGACAACUUCAUUGGGCUUUGUUAUUAAAAUGCGUUCGGUCGAUACUCUGUCGGUGGAUGAUAUGGGAAUUAAUGCAAAUAUCGAUCCUGAAAAAGAGAGAGCUUGGCGUUGGUUAAAAAUGGCUUGUGGUGAAAAUGUAAAGAGGAAUUAUGGUUCCGUCGGACGAAUACCUUCUACACGGUUGGGAGAAGCAUGGCUCUUCCGUAAACUCUUUAAUGAGGCACAGGUGUUGAUGCAAAAACAAGAUGAUUGGUGUAAAGCUGCAGAAAAAUUAAGUUACGGCGAACGAUUGAAUUCAUAUUUUCCGGAAGAUCUUCGACUUGAAAGUUUGGUGGCAUUAUUAAGAGGCGAUGUAAAGUUGAAUGUCCACUGUUAUGAGACCCAUGAUAUAGAAGCAAUUAUUCGACAUUCUUUGGAAUUUAAUUUUACUAUUACAGCUUUACAUCAUGCGUUAGAUGCUUAUCGUAUUACUGAAAUUAUUAAAAAACGUGUAAAGAAUAAUAUUACAAUUGCAACAUUUUCUAACUUGUGGGGCUACAAGAAGGAAGCAUUUCAAGCUAGUACAAAGUCUUUGAAAAUUUUAGCUGAUGCACAAAUUCCUGUAGCUAUAAAAACUGAUCACGGCAUAAUAAAUGCGCAAACUUUGAUGUUUGAAGCUUCCAAGGCAAAUUAUUAUGGUCUUGAUGAACAUCUUUCCCUUGCAGCCGUCACAUCAGUGCCUGCAAAGGCUCUUGGUUUAGAUCAUCGCAUUGGCCAAAUUUCAAAGGGAUAUGACGCUGAUGUUGUGGUGUGGGAUUCUUAUCCAUUUGAUUUGGGUGCAACUCCAUUAGAAGUUUAUAUCGAUGGAAUUCCUCAAUUUAAUACUUCUUCAUGUGUACUUGGAAAUGUUUCAGUAAAAGAAAUCCCAUCAAAAUUUAUACCGAAGUCAAAUUUUACACGAGAGCCUGCAAAAUCACAAUUAACCUCAUCUGUUGUGUUAAAAAAUGUUGGCAAGAUUUUUGUUGAUAAGAACCAUAUAAUUGAUACCACUUCAUCGACAAAAGGAGAUAUUAGCGUGAUAGUUAAAGAUGGCAUUGUUGAAUGUAUUGGUAUUAAUUGUACAGAACCAGAUAAUAUUUCAUCGUAUGAAGUAAUUGAUUUAAAUGGUGGAUAUGUAUUACCAGGAUUCAUUGCUGUUACGCCAUCUCUAGGAUUAUCAGAGAUCGAUAGUGAAUCCUCCACAACAGAUGGUAGAGUAACAGCUGUAUCCAAUUCCAACAACGCUGAAAAAAUUAUUUACGCAAUCGAUGGAUUGAAAUUGGGAGGCAAACAUUUAGAGGCCGCAUAUAAGGCUGGAUUACUUACUGCCGUCACAGCACCUCUCUCGUCUAAAGGCGUGCUUAUUGGGGUUUCUAUGGCAUUUGAAACCGGCGCUAGCUCUGAUUAUGAUCCUAAUCCGAUUGUUAAGGAACAUCAACAUAAUAUCUUUGGUCGUGCUGCACGAGGAGAUAUCCCUUUAGUUGUACAAACUCACAGCAAAGAUGAAAUUGCUUCAUUGAUCCGAUUGAAAAUUCAAAUUAAAAAUCAUGGAGGACAUUUAAACCUUGUGAUAUUGGGUGGUACUGAAGCACAUAUGCUUGCCGUUGAAUUGUCUAAACAUAAAAUACCUGUAAUACUUAUCCCAUCCCGACCUACUCCAAAGUCAUGGACGGCUCAACAUGCAUUAACAGGAGCACCUAUUACCAGUACAACCGGAAUUGAGAUACUUCAUGCGAAUAAAGUUAUAGUAGGAAUAGGUGUAAUAGAAACAGGUUUGGAAAGAAACUUAAUUUGGGAUGCUGGUUGGGCAGGUAUAAAUUCUAGAGGGGUUAUUUCCGAAAAAGAUGCGCUUGGGUUUAUUUCGUGGAACUUGGAAGAAAUUUUUGGCUUAGAUGGGAGAAACAGAAAGUUAAUGAAAGGCAACCUUGCAAAUUUUGUAGCAUAUGAUGGGAAUCCUUUUGAUAUGAAAACAAGGUUGAAAAUUGUUGCUGGAGGUGGUAAGAGGAAAAUUCUUAUUGAUCCUCAACAAGAUUAG